Molecule: messenger RNA, 2585 nt
Organism: Micromonas commoda
Lineage: Eukaryota; Viridiplantae; Chlorophyta; Mamiellophyceae; Mamiellales; Mamiellaceae
Exons: 2
Coding region: 1-2484 (827 amino acids)
Molecular function (GO): 5'-flap endonuclease activity
Source: RefSeq, a predicted model, not a curated record
AUGGGCAUCACGAACCUAUGGUGCGCGCCCGCGGUCCCCGCCCCUCCCGAACCCGACACCGCGUCCCGCUUCGAUGCACCCCCACGAAGGGGAAAUGCAAAGAAGCUGCUGGACGAAGAGGGCGCCAUCGUCAGGGUCGACGGGUCGGACGAGGAUGACCCGGACGCGCAGAGGAUCAUCCGCGAAUCUGUCGACGGCAAGGCUCUCGCCGUUGACCUGAGCCUUUGGAUCAUCCAGGCAUGUACCCAGCAAGCUCUGGACGAAGUGUACAACGAGGACCUCGGCUUUGAUGAUCCGGACGCGUCCAAGACGGCCAAGGUCGUCUUCGAGCGCGCGCUGAACUACCUCAGGCACGGGUGCGUGCCCGUCGGCGUCAUCGACGGCCAGGCGCCCUGGCAAAAGCUCGGCGCGCUCCGGGCCAGAUGGGGAGCCCACGCCGGAGGCGGUGGAGGCGCCUUUGGGAGAUGCGGGGAGGUUGCGCUCGAGGUGCUUCGCGCGCUGGGGCUACCCGGGGUGGAGGCCCCGGGCGAGGCGGAGGCCACGUGCGCGGUCAUGGACAGCAUGGGGAUCGUCGACGGGUGCGUGACCAGCGACGGUGACUCCCUGCUCUUCGGCGCGAGGACGGUGUUCAAGACGCUGAGGCUCUCGCAAAACGAUCAGCGCGACUUAUUCAUGGAGCGAGUGGAAGCCGCCGACGUGGGCAAGAGGCUGAUGCUCGGCGAUGACGUGGAGCACGUCGCACCCGCGCUCACCGCCCUCGCCCUCCUCACCGGCGGCGACUACGACCUCACCGGCGCCAAGAACGUGGGCGGCACGAAGGCGCUGCUCGUCGUCAAGGCGCUCGCAAAGGACGAGGCUCGAAGGACCCGGGCAGAGCCGGGGGGACGGGACCGACGCCAACGAAGCUUACCCGCCCGCCUCGACGCCUUCCUCGCGUCCGCCCCGGACCCGACGAUCGAGGCACUCGACAAGUGCACGGGAUGCGCGCGUUGCAAGCACGACGGGUGUUUGAAGAACAAGGUCAAGAACCACGUCCGCGGGUGCUCGGAGUGCGGCACCGACGCGGGAUGUGUCGAACGCGACGGGGUUGAGUGCGAGUGCCCGUUCCACGCGCGAGCGGACGAGCGGUGGUUGCACAAGGUUCGCGAGCGCGCGAACGCCACGGACGGGUACGCGCGGAGCUUUCGGGACGCCGCGCGGGGGUACGCGGCUCAGGCGAGGGACGCGGAGGAGGCGUUGGGGGACGCUUCCGACGUCGAGUGGGUCGAGAGGGCCGAGAACGACGGGGACGAGUUUGACUCGUUUCGGAAGAUGCGGUGGAGGCGCAGGCCGGACGUCGCGGCGCUUCAGGAGAUCAUGGAGACGUACUGCCAGUGGGAACCGCGGCGCACGCGCGAGAAGCUGCUCCCGGUGCUGGUCGAGUGGGACAUGAAGGCGGCGCGGAGGGCGCUUCGAAGGGUGGAGGAUCCUUCGACGGUUGACCCGGGCCGGCGGUGGGAGCUGCUGCGGCGCCGGGGCGUCGAGUUCGUGGUGGAACGGAUCGCGAAGGUGUCCGGGAACAACAAGGCGCCCCCGUGGAGGUACCUUCUCGAGGUCAACUCCGCGGAUCCCGCGCACUGGGCCGCGUGGCAGAGGGCGGCGACGGGCGACCCGGCCGCCGGGGAGUCGGCGCCGAAGGGCGGGACGGCCGUUCUUCCCCCGAACUUCCACGAACGGGGCGACGACCUGGCGUUCCUGAAAGGUCUGGCGCAGAGGAGGAGCGUGCGCAUGUCGCUGGUGCGCGAGACGUGCCCGCAUCUCGUGGCCAGGUUCGACGCCGGGGGUUCCAAGGCUAAGUCUGCGCCGUCCACUCCGGCCAAGUCCAAGUCCAAGCCGACGACGCCGAGGAAAACCCCGAAGACGGUGCGAGGGACCAAGACGCGUUCCCCGGAUCAGCACGACAUCACCUCCUUCUUUUCCCAGCGCCGGCCGGCGGCACCCCCCUCGGCACCCCCCUCGGCACCCCCCUCGGCACCCCUCGCGAGCACCCCCGCCCCGCGGACGCCCGCGUCGAAGCGAAAGCCGCCGACCGAAGUUGGGGACGACUCGGCGCACGACUCGGACUCGGACGAGAUACUGGGCGCGGGUCUCAGACCGGACCUAGGGGCGGUGAGGAGGCUGGAGGCGAAGAAGAAGCUGUCGUUCGUCGCGACGGAGGAAGAGGCGCAAGACGAGGGCCUCGCCUCCCCGGCUCGACCCAAAUCGUCCGCGGUGAACGUCGUGGACCUGCGAACGCCGCCGGGGUCGCCGGCGCGGACACCGGCGCCCGAUUCGUCUCGGAAGGGGCGCCCCGGGGGUGCCCCGGCGUCUCCCGCGCCGAGGUCCCCGUUGUUCUCGCCGACGAAAAAGGCCAGGCAGGCGACUCUGUUCGAGUGUUUGAGCCCCAAGAAGGCCGCGACGCCGUCCCAGCCGGAGACUGUGGACCUGUGCACGCCCCAGAAAUGAACGAAAUGAACGAAUCGACGCGUUGAACUCACGUUACAUAACAGACGGAGCGAGACGAUAAACUAAGAUUAACACGAAGCACUGCCGCACGCUCAUCACAC